Messenger RNA from Drosophila erecta, 812 nucleotides. RefSeq lists its product as uncharacterized. Lineage: Eukaryota; Metazoa; Arthropoda; Insecta; Diptera; Drosophilidae. Bases 229 to 609 code for a protein of 126 amino acids. The transcript has 2 exons. The record is from RefSeq and is a predicted model, not a curated record.
AGGCUGUCGCCAUGUAUCGAUAAGCAACGGCAGUCCGUCCCUAUCAGCAACGCGAAAGGUUUUUGUCUUGCUUUCUUGUUGCUUUGUGUGAUUCUCGAGUCUGUGUUCUGCGUCUGCGUCUGCGUCCCGUUCUUGUGGCCAAAAAGAGAAGAAAGAAAGAAAGAAAGGCAAACGAACUGUUUUCGCCUCGCGUUCGUGCUCAAUCGUUCAAUUCGAAAUAAAUUAAAAAUGUCUCGCAGUUCGUACCUGUUGUGUGUGCUGUUUUUAGGCGCCAGCUGCUUGGUUUUCAGUGCGAGUGCAUUGCGGAACAAUCGAAGGGGUUACAAGGCCACGGAGCCGCCCACCACCACCCAGCCCCCGCUGACUGCCAAGGAGUAUCUGGAUAGUCGACCCGGAAUCUCCACAUUCGGCAUCAUCGCCAUCAUCUUCACCGUUAUCGUUCUCUGCCUCGUCUUCUACUACGGCAUCAUUUGCUACCCCUUACUCUGCCGCGAUGAGAAGAAAUAUCGGUUUAUGGACGUAUCCUCAACCAUUACCGCCGCCACAUCGCGUUCCAUUCAGUCCAUAGAGAACUAUCCCGACCAGAAACACCACCAUACGUUGGCCUGAUUCGAGGUAUGGACACCCGGAGGAUAGUGGUUUAGUAGUACGUCUAUUAGUAACUCGAAAAAGACUUAAGGCAGCCAGAAACGAAAAUCCAUUAGUAUGACUACAGAUUUAGGUCCUAGGUUUUGACAAGAAAUAUCUCGAAUUUUAUCUCUAUAAACCCUUUACAUUUUUUUAAACAUAGAAGUUCCAAGUACACCAAGAAA